AGAUACGAUUUGCACAACGGAGCGACAUCAAAGAUGGCGGGAGCCUCCGACCCACUGGAGGACAUGCUCUUCACGGAGGUGGAUGAAAAAGCCGUUAGCGACCUGGUGGGUUCGCUCGAGUCGCAGCUGGGCGACAGGAAGACUCCCGCCCCUUCGCUUUCCGACGGGACCCGGGAGGCAGCGCCGGCGGCCGCGGCUCAGUUCUCAGGGAAAGUGCUCGACCAAGUGGGGUCUGCUGAGCCGCAACAAGGGCAUCCGAAAGCGGGGUUAACCCAGGAGCCCGGCGCCAAGCCGCCGCUGUCCGCUCCGAGCCUCUCCGCCUCUACCUCCUCCGUCGCUCCCGGGGCCGCGAUCACCACCGGAGCCGGGCUACAAACUGUUGGAGCUGCUCCCCCGACUGCUUUCCCCGGACCGGGACCCGUAACUUUGCUUACUCCGCCCGCCGCCGCUGCUAGCUUCUCCCGGGCGGCUGUGGCUCCGAGCGCGGCUCCCAGCCCCUCUGCCGGCCCGGUGGCGGACGGGUCCCGGAGCGGAUCUCCCGCUCUGCUCAGUUUAAACGGAAACGGCGGAGCCGCAAAGUUGGUGAACUCGCCCGCGGUCGCGCCACCGGCCGGAGGCAGCACCGUGAUCAGUGCUGUCAGUGCCGGGGGGUCCGCGGUCAUCAACCCCAUGACUUCUCAGCCCACUUUCCCGGGACCGGCUCCCACCGUGGUCCUGCAGAGACAGCCCGGCCCCGCGGCCACCGUCACCCAGAACGGGUUGGACCCUAAGGUGGUGACCCAGGGCGCCCCCCCAGCCUCCAGCCCUCAGGUGAUGAACCACAGCACGAUGCACACCAAGAUGCUGGUGCCCAGUCAGCCUGUGUCCGGAAACACCGUCAUCCUGACCAGCACCGCCUCUGCAGUCCAGUCCCCCAUCACCCAGACCGUGUCCAGUCCGGCUGCCAUCACCCUGACAGGGGUCAAGCCUGCCAUGAACGGGCUGGCUCAGCCCGCGGUGGCUGUGGUGAGGCCUCCGGGCGGCCCCUUGGUGGCCACCUCCCUCCAGCAGCAGAGACCCGCUAUGGUGGCGAGCUCGACCCGGGCAGCUGCCCCUCAGCUCCCUCUGGCUGUCCGGCCCCAGCAGCAGACCACCAUCCAGCUGCCCCCCGGCUUCACCAUGCCUGCAGGUAUGGUUCUGGUGCGGACGGAGACGGGUCAGCUGGUCAUGGUCCCUCAGCAGGUCCUGGCUCAAGCUCAGGCCAAGACCCAACAGGCCCAGACGGUGGCCAACCUGAACCAGAGACCUGCCACACCCACGGCUGGGGCCACCAUCCGGGUACGUCCGGUACUGACCGCUCCUGUCACAUCCCACACCGUCCGCCUGGCCUCCCCCGCUCCAGCCAGGAUGGUUCAGUCUCCCUCCACCACCACUGUGCAGAAGGCCAUCACCGUGGCCCCUGGCGGUGCAGCGGUGUCUGUGAAGAUGACCACACCUCAGAAGGCUCCAACGGUGAUAACAGCCGGGGGGACGUCCGCAGCCAAACCUGCCGCCCCCCUGACCCCCACGACCCCUGCUGCCACGCCCCCCACCAGAGUCACCGUGGUGUCGCAGGAGAUGCAGGAGAACGUGAAGAAAUGCAAGAACUUCCUGGCCACACUCAUCAAGCUGGCGUCCCACAAUUCUCCCUCCCCAGAUACCUCCAAGAAUGUGAAGGCCCUGGUGCAGGACCUGCUCGAUGCUAAGAUCGAGCCGGAGGAGUUCACCACUCGGCUGCAGGCCGAGCUGAAGUCCUCCCCUCAGCCCUACCUCAUUCCCUUCCUCAAGAAAAGUCUCCCUGCCCUGCGUCAGUCUCUGCUCAGCAGCCAGCAGUCUCUGAGUGUCCCCAGCACCUCCACCCCCCCCCCGGCCGCCCCCGGCUCCAUCAGCACCACCGCCAUCAGGCCCCGGCUGCCCGUCAGUCCGGCGAGCAGCACCAUCAAACUGAACACGCCGCUCACUAACGCAACCGCUCUGGCCGUGGGCAGAGCCGGAGUCCAGACGGUCCAGUCCCGGUCGCCGGUCGUCAUCAGUCAGACCCUCAGACCUCAAGCGACGCUCAUCAGAGGAUCUCCCACCAUCGUCGGCAGGAGUCUGGUUAACCUGGCGUCUCAAGCCAAUCAGAAGAAACUAAGCGACCCAGGGGGCGGGACGUUCAGAGAUGACGAUGACAUCAACGACGUGGCGUCCAUGGCCGGCGUCAACCUUAACGAGGAGAACGCCCGGAUCCUGGCCACCAGCUCGGAGCUGGUGGGCACGAAGAUCCGCUCGUGUAAAGACGAAGCCUUCCUGCCUCCGGGGCUGCUGCACCGCCGCAUCCUGGACACGGCAAAGAAGCUGGGUGUGAGCGAGGUGCCGCUGGAGGUGGUGAACUUCAUCUCUCACGCCACUCAGUCCAGACUGCGCUCGCUGCUGGAGAAGGUGUCGGCCGUCGCUCAGCAUCGAACAGACGGAGGAAAGGAUGAAGAUCAUCACGAACAGUCGUCAGACGCUCGCUCGCAGAUUCGCUUCUUCGAGCAACUCGAGCGAAUGGAGAAACAAAGGAAAGAUGAACAGGAGAGAGAGAUUCUGCUGAAGGCUGCAAAGAGUCGUGCGAGACAAGAGGAUCCAGAACAGGCUCGCCUGAAGCUGAAGGCCAAAGAGAUGCAGCAGAACGAGUUGUUCCAGAUGCGACAGCGAGACGCGAACCUCACGGCCCUCGCCGCCAUCGGGCCACGCAAGAAACGCAAGCUGGACUCCCCGGGCGGAGCCGCGGCGCCCGAGGUGGCCUCAGGCUCGGGCGCCGGCCCCUCUGCGUCCCCCUCCUCCCGCCAGCAGCUCCGUCAGCGGAUCACUCGUGUCAACCUCAGGGACUUCAUCUUCUGUCUGGAGCAGGACCGCAGCACGGCCCGCUCGCUGAUGCUCUACAAGGCGCUGCUGAAAUGAGUCCCUAGGGGUCGCAGACUGAUCACACGUCAGCUCCUCGCUGUGUCCUCGUGUCCUCUGAGGUGUCUCUCGUCUUUAGGCGCUGCAGUACGUCUGAACUCUACUUCCUGGUCAUGUCUCUUUUUUAAUGGCAGGCGUUAGUUUCACAUUUCAGUUCCGUGUUAUUUCGCCGAAGUAACGACCGCGUCACACCAGAACAUCUGAACUAACCCGCGUGCCUUCAUUAAGAUCUGUUCUGAGGUCAGAGGACGCAGAUCAACAAACCAGAGCUGGAGUCACUGGUUCAUCUCGUCUCUGAAUCGAGUCGGAGGCUGACGGCGGUUUUAACGGACGUGACCCGAACGCAACUGCUGAAUGAAAACGCUGCAGCUCGAUAUGUGAACAUCGUGAAUCUCUGGUAUCAGACUGAAGAGGUGCAGCUCUGCUCUGAUUGGAUGAUGCCACACAGACUUGAUCAGUUCUGGUGUGAUCAGGUCUUUAGACAGAUUUUUUUUAACGUUUUUUAUUCCUCGUCGCCACAUCUACUUCCUGGUCCCUACAUUACCCACAGUGCAUCUGGUCUGUUAGUGGCAGCUGACGUAUCCUGGGGGGAUCGUUCCCCCAAGAUGGUUCUUUCCUCUGAUUGGUACAAACUGGUUCAGUGAACGCAGCCUCUUCACACCUGGAAACAGGAGGAAAACACCUGGAUCUGAACAUAUGACCAGGUCCCGAUGUGACGUCACCGUGAUGUCAUGAUUCCGUCACCUGGGACAUUAACAUGUGGACUCUGCCGAUGCGGAGACGACAUCUAAUCUCAAUCCUCCAACGUUUCAGAUCCUGUGUGGCGGUCGUUUGAACGCCGCGCUGAUCAAUUAGCUUGUUUUUAACCUUUUCAGAUGGUAGGUCACAUGUCCACUGGUCUCAGUGGUGAGAUGCUGUCGUACCAACAGUUCUUUUAAUGUUCGUGUGGACACUCGACCUUAAGGCAGCAGUUCAACAUUAUUUCGUCUUGUUCAUGUCUCUGCAGAACAAAUGUUUCUCACACUGUCUCCAGUCUUUAUGCCAAGCUAAGCUAGCUGUCUCUUGUCUUUAUGUUAGCUAGCUGUUUGCUCACAGCUCCACACUGUGCUAAGAUAAGCUAGCUGUUUAUUCUUGUUUUCAGACUUUAUGCUUAGCUAGCUAUUUCCUCCCUAGCUUUAUAUUAGGACAUGAAUGUGUCUCGAAGAAACAGGAAGUUAACGAAAAUGUUGAACUGCUUGUUUAAGUCAAAUGAUUGACCGUUUGGUCGCAGGAAGUGGGUUCCGGAAACAGGAAACAGACUCAGGCUACGUUCAGGAAGAUGAACAACAUCUAACUUCACUCCAGACGUUCUUCCUCCUCCUCUUCCUCUCGGGUCACGUGUGAUUUGAUUUUGAUCUCGUCUCUGUUUUAACCACGUGAUGACGUUGGAUGAAUCAUGUGACAUGUGAUGAGCCAAUCAGAGCUGGUGGUGUGUUGACACGAUGUGACGUUCAAGCCACUCGGCAGCAACGCGACACUUCAACCGCGAACUGCUAACGAAUCUGUAGCUGACGAUGCAGUUUGUUAAUAAAGUUCUAAAGGGGGCGUGUCCGUGGAAGGUUUUUAACGCUUUAAUGUCUUUUGGUUUCUUUGUCGUGAAUUGUUGGAACUGAAGCUGUGUGUUCUGUGCGUCACUGUCGUCACGGCAACACACUAACACGUCUGUUGGAAGGAUCAUUUUUUGUGAGUAUUUAUAUUUCCUACAUUCUGUACUCGAUCCUGACGCAUUUCAGGAAAUGCAAUUUUACAGUCAUUUGUACCUUUGCAAAAAAAAUUCAAUAAAGAAAAUUAAGACGAA
This is a messenger RNA of Pleuronectes platessa (European plaice), 4780 nucleotides long. RefSeq names its product transcription initiation factor TFIID subunit 4. The coding region runs from base 34 to 2943 and encodes 969 amino acids. Gene Ontology annotation, biological process: transcription initiation at RNA polymerase II promoter; DNA-templated transcription. NCBI's taxonomy places the organism in Eukaryota, Metazoa, Chordata, Actinopteri, Pleuronectiformes, Pleuronectidae. Gene Ontology annotation, molecular function: RNA polymerase II general transcription initiation factor activity; protein heterodimerization activity; DNA binding. The transcript is spliced from 15 exons. The record is from RefSeq and is a predicted model, not a curated record. Gene Ontology annotation, cellular component: transcription factor TFIID complex.